AUGGGUUGUAUUUUGGUGCGCGCCUGCGAUCCCUCCUCGCCCGACCCGGCCAUCCGCGACUUCUGGCACAUCAACGGCGUGCUGGUGGAUGCGGAGAGGGCGACGGAUGAGGACGGGGACAAAGUGGAGGAUUGCCCGCCCGGCGUCUUAUACGUGUACAAUAGCAAGUUGAUCUACCGCGCCAGGCACUGCUUGUUGUUCCCCAAGUCGAAAACGCGACAACUACAGUUCUGCAUUUGUGAUAUCAAGGGUGUAAAUAGCUGCAAUAAGUUCACUUCGCUCAAGGUAAGUUUUAGAAAAAAAAAUAUUAUUUUUUCACCGUGCAAAAAUUUUUGAAAUGUGCGUUUUUCGUUUUCGCAAAUAGUCACUAGAUCAAAAAUUCACUUCUUCUUUCUCUUCAGUACUGUAAAUGAUCUCUAACUUUUUUUCAGGACGGACGAACAUUUGCUCGACCAGUAGUGGACAUCUCAGUCACAGUAAAAGGCUCAUCAUUUCAUGUCGGAUUUGUUACAAAGGAUGCGGAUCGAGUGAGUAACUGCAUUUUAGAGUUUGGAUCACCUUUUCGGCGUAUUUUACUCGAUAAAAUGUUUGCAUCAACUUUUGUCCAAUUUUUUGGAAUUAUUUUCAGUCUAAAAUAAGGUCAGACUUUUAAAAUGAAUUUAAUGAAUAGGUACCUGAUUUGUCUUUUUUCAAAAUUCUUUGCCAAAUUCUACGCUAUAAAAUACUGUAAUCUUUCCUUUUUUCACGUUAUUUAUUUAAUUUUUGAGCGUUUUAUUUGCUAGUCCAAAAUAAAAUUUCCAUUUUCUCAACAAAAACUCUAAUAUCUUUUUUUAUCUGAUCCCCUGAUUAAUCCCAUUAUUCCAGGUAAGUCAACGAUUGCAAGAAGUCAUCGACAAGCAUCGACAAAAGCCCAAGAUUUUCCAAUUCAAUUCGGUGGACGUGGAUGGUGUGGAAAUCGACCUCCCCUGA
Bursaphelenchus xylophilus (pine wood nematode) is the source of this 969-nucleotide messenger RNA. Lineage: Eukaryota; Metazoa; Nematoda; Chromadorea; Rhabditida; Aphelenchoididae. The record is from the annotation of a GenBank genome assembly.